AUGGUUGUAGCAACUAUCAAGUGUGUCGUGGUCGGUGAUGGUGCUGUCGGCAAAACCUGUCUCUUGAUUUCAUACACAACGAACAAGUUCCCUUCAGAAUAUGUGCCCACGGUCUUUGAUAAUUAUGCCGUUACUGUCAUGAUCGGCGAUGAGCCUUACACCUUGGGAUUGUUCGAUACCGCAGGUCAAGAGGAUUAUGAUCGACUUCGCCCUCUCUCAUACCCACAGACAGAUGUAUUCCUGGUCUGCUUUUCCGUGACUUCCCCCGCAUCUUUUGAGAACGUGCGCGAAAAGUGGUUCCCCGAAGUUCACCACCAUUGCCCUGGUGUUCCGUGCUUGAUUGUUGGAACGCAAGUCGAUCUCCGCGACGACCCAGCCGUCCGUGAGAAGCUGGCUCGACAGAAGAUGCAACCGAUCCGCAAGGAAGAUGGCGACCGCAUGGCCAAAGACUUGGGCGCGGUGAAAUAUGUUGAAUGUUCCGCAUUGACCCAAUACAAGCUGAAAGAUGUGUUUGAUGAGGCCAUUGUUGCUGCUCUCGAACCCGCCCCUAAGAAGCGAUCGAGAUGCGUUUUGCUAUAA
Molecule: messenger RNA, 579 nt
Organism: Aspergillus puulaauensis
Lineage: Eukaryota; Fungi; Ascomycota; Eurotiomycetes; Eurotiales; Aspergillaceae
Gene: cdc42
Product: Rho family GTPase CDC42
Exons: 4
Coding region: 1-579 (192 amino acids)
Biological process (GO): small GTPase-mediated signal transduction
Molecular function (GO): GTP binding; GTPase activity
Source: RefSeq, a predicted model, not a curated record